GGUGUUAGUGUGCGGAGAUGCCUGCAGAGUGCACUGCCCUCCUUUUUUUCCCCCCGCAGCAGUGACCCCCUCACUCCCGGCCCGACAUAUUUGACACCAGUGCGCACUCACUCCUUUCCUCUCCUUUUCUUUCGGUCCCUUAUUUAGUUCCUGGGAGUGUCCCUUCCUCGACUCGGGGGAAAUAAUUUUCGUGGGAACUUUGUUGCCAUUGGCCAGCCAUAAAUCAGCUGUUGGAGCAUGACUGUUAAAGCCAGCGUACACACACACACACACAACUUCGUAAGGCUAUAGGUCUGCUCUUAUUGUGGGGCCCACUGGAUGCAGGGAGCCCGGUAUUCACCCUUCCUCACAUCGUGCCUUCUGGGGCUCUGACUGUUACCGCAAAGGGCGCACAUACCUGGGACAGAAUAAAUAAUCUGUGUCUUGCUGGUUUUGUCAGUAACGCAGGAUUGGGCUUGUGUUGGGUGAAGGUGCAGCUCAGGGGAAAUUGUACGUUGGAAAGAGAGGGGGGGGGGGGGUCACUGCCUUAGAGAGACGAAGGUGCCAUAAAAAUUCCACAAGAAGAAAAACAAACGGAGAGAGCGCUGGACGAGGGGGCUAUUCAAAGCCUUAUGUCUGUGUCAGGCUCUUGUUUUUCUGAUCUCGCUCGAAUCUCAUCUGGAGAAGAGCUGAUUUACAUUUUUUAAAUAGGUAUGCGCAAAGCUGGGCAGUUGUCAAGGUUUUUGAAUGUGACAACGAUGUUACCAUUGACAGGAUUGCCUUUAAGAUUUCUUUUGUAAAAUGAAUUAUUUUUACUUUUUUACCGAUCACACUAUUGUUUUUAGAAUCGUCUCAUAUCAGAUAGAAUGUAUUCUUUUUUUACAAGUGGAAAAGGAGCAAGAAAAUCACAGGGACGCUACUUCUUUGCAAUAUUAUACACACAUAACAAAUGGAAAAAUACAAUAAACAUGCAGGUGCAAUUUGCCACAUUUGUGAUUGCAAAAAAAGUGUAAAAUAUAUAUUGAAUAUUGCAGUUUUUUUUACAUGAGGCGUUACAAAUACAUUGUCUUUAUGUUAACCAGUAAUCGUUUCUAAUAUUUCCUUUUUCAAUAUUUUCUAAUUUUAUUUUAUUUUCUUGGCUUUCUUGUUUUUUUCCUUUAAUUUCGAAGUGACAUUAAAAAGCUCCACAGCUGCCCAUAGAAAGAAAUGACGCGUCAUUCUCUGUCUCGUGUCGAUACAAACACACACAAUACCAGAGCUGCAAGUUGCUGAGAGUGACUGUUUAAAAGUCGACAUGACAGAGGAUUCGCCCUUAAAUAAGAGCGAAAUAACGUCGGGUUACGUUGCAAAAGGCUUGUAAUGUCGCCUUAAUGACUGUUGUUUGGCAUCGUUAAAUUUUAACCAUCUUAUAUAGACAGCAAAAGGGCUGUAUGAAUGUUCGUAUAUAGCCUAUAUUCACAGUUAUUGAUUUUUUUAAAGUGGCACCGAGGACAGGCCUUGAAUGACAGUCUCUGUGGCAUCAUUCGAUAAUGUGAUGUUCCACUUUUAUCUUUCCCUGAAACAUUUAUUCAUUAGAGCUUUUCCCACAUGUGUGGUUGUUCGGUUGUUUUAUGAUUACACGAAAAAAAAAGUGUGAAAAACGCAGCCCUCUUUUGAAUGGGCUUUUAUUCUAUUAACCGCACAGACUAUUUGCACUCAUCGCCCAUCAUAACAUGCAUAACAGAUUCUGAUCGAAUUAUUUCUGUACAGUGUGCUCGCAGAGAUUGCACUCUCAGCAUGUCACUUGUUGUAUUGUUUAGGGGAGCCCGUUGGUUUUUGCCGCAAUGGUCGUUAACCUCCGAAUGACCCCGUGUGGAGCCCACGCCUCGGAAAAGGCGCCGCAGACGGGCAGUGCAACAGUUGAGCCAGAGGAUGGCGCACCACGACAAUCCAAAACACCCGAGCCCCGGCUCCGACUUUGCCCUAGCCACGAGCGCAGGGAGGCGCGCGCCCUCCACAUCCCACCCAGUAUUUCCUGCGUGCACGAGUUUACCUCUGGAGGUCACCAAGCAGGAUUUACGACUGGUCAACAAAAGCACGUGAUUCUCCGCCGUACCCCAUAUUUGGGUGCCUACGUAAGAGAGAAUCAAGUCCAUGUCCCACUCAUUUCCAUAAUUCAUCAUAAAUUGUGCAAGGGUGCUAUAGGACGCGCUAAACCAUAAGAGCCACAAAUCAAGCACACAGGUUUAUGCUAUUUUACCUCCAAAAUAAUAAAACAACAACAACAAUACCUACAGCGAGCAAACGGUGGAAUUGUCAACAAAUGAGCUCCUAUUUUGUGAACUCAUUCUGCGGUCGCUAUCCCAAUGGCGCGGACUUCCAGUUACAUAAUUAUGGAGACCAUAGUACGGCAAACGAGCAAUACAGAGACUCAACAGCCAUGCAUUCCAGCAGGUACGGCUAUGGCUACAACGGGAUGGACCUAACAGUCGGGCGGGCCGGUACCGGACACUUUGUGGGCAGCGAGCGGACACCGGGCUACUCCCCGAGCCACUCAGCGGCACGACACCCUCGGUGGAGCCGGUCAGGUACACCCACUCCGGCCGGCAGCACCGGGACCUCGUCUCUAUCGCCACCACCUGACCCUCUUCCGUGCUCCUCGGUCGCCAGCUCGUCCCCCGUCACGGAGACUCACACUCAGCAGCAACAACAACAACAACAACAGAGAGCCGUGAAAAACUCCAUAACGACCCCGUGCUCGAGCUCGAACGGAGGCACGCUGCUUCUCAGCCGGGACUGUGUGUCCAAAGCUUCCCCCCUAGAGGAAGAGAAGCCUGCGGGAAGUGCACCGACAACUCCACAAAAUGUCAGCGACUCGACACAGCCUCAGAUAUAUCCGUGGAUGAGAAAACUACACAUAAGUCACGAUUUGUCUGGGCCAGAGGGAAAGAGAGCCAGGACUGCAUACACUCGGUACCAGACCCUGGAGCUGGAGAAGGAGUUCCACUUCAACCGCUACCUGACCCGCAGGCGGAGGAUCGAGAUAGCCCAUGCCCUCUGCCUCUCAGAGAGACAGAUCAAAAUCUGGUUUCAGAACCGGAGGAUGAAGUGGAAGAAAGACAACAAGCUGAAGAGCAUGAGCAUGGCGGCUGCGGGCGGGGGAGGCUACAGGCCUUGAUAUUCACUCCUCUACCCCUGAUAACGAGCACUAUGAAAAAUAAAAAAAAAGAAACAAAGAUUGUCAUAUCAACUUCUCCUCCUACUUCAACAACAAAAGAAGCGCAGAGACUUGUUUAACGGGGCUGUGUGCGGGACAGGGGACACCCCAUACAGCCCACUGUAUGUCCAACAACAGUCCCCAUUAUAUUCCUUAAUAUUAUUUCCUUUUUAUUUCCACCGUGGUAAUGCUUAUGUGAGUAAAAAAAAUGCAUUAUGUACAGUUCUGUCUAGAUUUAGAGGAAAAAGAAACAGAAAUAAAUGUUUGUUUAAAUUAUUUCUUGUUCAGACGGAAAAAAAAUAAAUGGAUAAAAACGUCAAAGCUUGAAAUGCUACCUACCUACCGCAAAUAAACCCAGUAAAAGUUGUGUGAUGCACUCAGAACAAUACCAGCCUAAUAAAUAGAAGGUUGAGGUUGAGCUGCCUUUGUGUUUUAGCCUUCGUUUUUCUCUGUAUGUACUGUAUAUGUGUGUAUUUAUUUGUUUGAUGUAUUGUAACAACUUGUCAGAUAACUUGCUUCCCAAAAAAAAAAAGAAAAAAAAGUAGAGCCAGCAGAGUCCGUAUAAGCCUUGUGUGGUUAUUGUGUGCGUUGUGAACACAUGUAUGGACAGAGGUGCCGACUCAGUCUUGUAUGUACAGUAUAGCUGUGCCUUGUAUAUCUUAGUUUUUUUGUUUCUUUUUGCAGGAGCUGCUGUUUGCGUUGUUCACCUGGGCGCAACAUCUUAGUAAAAAAAAAACAACAACAACGUGUUUUUGUCUUUGUUUUUAAGUUGUUUUUAUGUGGAGGCUCCCACGGUAAAUUUCAUUGCCUAUGUGUAUAACUUCAUCGUGAUAAGCUUUUUGUAAAUGUUUUUCAAAGACUGGAAGUCAAGAAUAUACUAUAAUGAUAAUAAUGAUAAUAAUAAUAAUAAUGAUAACGAUGAUGAUGAUGAUGAUGAUGGCCAUUAUAAUAAACUUUCUACUGGAACGGCAACAUUACAGUGAGUCAACGUUUUUGUAGAAAUAUAUAAGAUUCAUUUGCGCUUUUGCUGCGUGGAAGAGAAGCGUCAGUUUGCUGUUUCCUCCAAAAAAAAAAAAAAAAAAAAAAAAAAAAAUCCUUAAAGCCAUUUGUAUGAGCUGCCAAAAAAAAUUGUCAAGUUAAAUCUUGAAUUCAACAGGUCAACCCCUCCUUCCCUCAAUGAAAUCUACUAGUUUUACUCACCUUUCUGGUGGAGCUUGGGAGGGGGGAUUUGGGGGUCCUUGGCCACUAACGGGGCUCCAGGGGCCGGGGUGUCCCUACGGUUUUUUGCGCGCAGGCUCCUGGGCUAUUCCCGGGGAAUCAGCUCGACUUUUCAAGCUGUAAAACUUUAUUAGGGGCCGAUUCUGGCUCUCUGACAUUUGGGUGCUAAAUGAAUGGGGGGUUUUGUCUAUGAAUAAGAUCGUAAAAAUCAUCCGGAGCGCGGCCAGAUAGGCUCACUGGCCAUAAACGGUCACGUGGUAGCCAUUAAAGUAAGUUUUAUGGUUUUGGGGAGUUGACAGUAUAUUGCACAUAACAUAUAAUCGCACUGACGGCGAGGCUUCGUCUGACUCUC
Messenger RNA from Lates calcarifer (barramundi perch), 4745 nucleotides. RefSeq names its product homeobox A5a (gene hoxa5a). NCBI's taxonomy places the organism in Eukaryota, Metazoa, Chordata, Actinopteri, Centropomidae. The record is from RefSeq and is a predicted model, not a curated record. Gene Ontology annotation, biological process: regulation of transcription by RNA polymerase II; anterior/posterior pattern specification. Gene Ontology annotation, molecular function: RNA polymerase II cis-regulatory region sequence-specific DNA binding; DNA-binding transcription factor activity, RNA polymerase II-specific. Gene Ontology annotation, cellular component: nucleus.